Molecule: messenger RNA, 387 nt
Organism: Oncorhynchus tshawytscha (Chinook salmon)
Lineage: Eukaryota; Metazoa; Chordata; Actinopteri; Salmoniformes; Salmonidae
Product: 1-aminocyclopropane-1-carboxylate synthase-like protein 1
Exons: 2
Coding region: 1-246 (81 amino acids)
Source: RefSeq, a predicted model, not a curated record
AUGCUGGCCACACUGAGUGUUGCAAAGACCUCUGGCCACAGUGUGUACCUGUUUUGCCGUGGCAACUCCAUCAGACAGCAUCAGGGCAUUCUGCAGGAGGGCUACACCCAGUACCACGCUGACAAAUACCACAAUACUGACAACCCCAAUGGCAUAAGCAAUAUGGGCACCAGUGAGAACAAGCUGUGCUAUGAUCUGCUUCACAAACAGGUGAGAAAGGUGUCAUGGUUCCACCUGUCACCAUAGGGCAGCAGAGACUGUCCUAGAGACAUUAACGAAAAUCGGGUGUGUCCAAUUUACUCAUUGUGAUUUUCCUGUUAAAAGAGCUGUGUUUUAUGUUGUCUUUUGCUGAAGCUUUUAUUGUUUACCCUAUACAUUAGUUUCCUG